Molecule: messenger RNA, 702 nt
Organism: Trichoplax adhaerens
Lineage: Eukaryota; Metazoa; Placozoa; Uniplacotomia; Trichoplacea; Trichoplacidae
Exons: 6
Coding region: 1-702 (233 amino acids)
Biological process (GO): peptidyl-lysine dimethylation; peptidyl-lysine monomethylation
Cellular component (GO): cytoplasm
Molecular function (GO): protein-lysine N-methyltransferase activity
Source: RefSeq, a predicted model, not a curated record
AUGGCGGACGAUGAUAGUGAUUUGAAAGGCAGCGAUGCGAUCGAUGAAAUUGAUAUUGAUCCAUCAGUUUUAGGAACCAAGGAAUACUGGGAUAACAAUUAUAAGGAUGAAUUUUCUACUUUCCAAGAAUAUGGGGACGUAGGAGAAAUAUGGUUCGGCCGCGACAUCAUGAAUCGUAUGCUAUCAUGGAUAUCUACAAGUGACUGCAUAGAAAAAGCAGCACCUAUAUUAGAAUUAGGUUGUGGAAAUGGAGUUUUACUUUUAGAAUUGCUAAAAAAAGGCUUUACGAAUUUAACUGGAAUCGAUUAUUCUAAUUAUGGCAUCGACUUAGCCAAGGCUAUUGCUGCUAAAAAUGAUACAAAAAUUAAUUUCGAGGUAUGCAACAUUCUGAACAUUGAAGAGUGCGAAUCUAAAGUAAAAUGGCCAUACCGUGCAAUUAUUGAUAAAGGGACUUACGAUGCUAUUUGUCUGAAUCCAGAAGAAAGACUACAAUGUCGUGAAAAAUAUAAGUUAAACGCAUCGCAUUUACUUGAAUCCAACGGGCUGUUGAUCAUAACAUCCUGUAAUUGGACAAGUAAUGAAUUAAAGAAACAUUUUUCUCCAGAAUUUCUGAUAGAGGCUGAAAUUCCUACACCAAAAUUUCAGUUUGGCGGGCGUGCUGGAAACACUGUCGUAUCCUUAAUUUUCAAGAAGACGGCAUAA